Messenger RNA from Eruca vesicaria subsp. sativa (arugula), 4562 nucleotides. The record is from the annotation of a GenBank genome assembly. Lineage: Eukaryota; Viridiplantae; Streptophyta; Magnoliopsida; Brassicales; Brassicaceae.
CUCGCAUAUCCGAAAUCAAACAAAGAAUGGAAUUGGCUGUCAGUGCCAAUGAUAGAGAUCAUGACGCCAAGAGCUCUGAAAUCUUAUCUGAAAGUUUUGUGUCCGAGUCUGUUGGUUAUGCUUCAAGAGACUCUGCAUCCAUGUUGGUGGAGUCAAAAUCUCAAUCUGACAUCAUUCCAGUAGACAAGUCAGGGACUAUGAUUGAUGGUAAAGAAUGUGAAGCAUUUCCUCUCAAUCUUGAAGAAUCGCAACAUCUAAGCCAAGGAGCACAUAUGGUGACUACAUCUUCAAUAGAUUUACAUAUGGUGACUACAUCGACUCAAUCUAAUGAGCAAGUCAGUUUCUCUGUAACCGAGAAGGUUUCAUCUGGCGAUCUUGAAAAUAGUCAAACUGUUCCACCUGUCGAAGCAAGUAAUACAGAUAGUUCUGUUGCACAACAACCUAGGAAGCAUAAUGAAGAUACUCAGCAAAGUACUCAAUUUGUCGAAGGCUGUACUGCCUCUGAAGGGUCAAAGGAUGCAGUAGAUGCUGAUGCCGCUGGUCAAGUUUUGCCUCAGCAGUGCAAGGAAACAAUUUUAGAAGAAAAUCUAACAGAAGUUGUAAACGAUCCUGAGACUCGGUCAGUUCUGGACAAGGAUGCUACAAAUGAAAACCCUAAAACUAGCUCCUUGGCUAAUCUAUGGAGUGAAGCUGUGGCAGAUUGCCAGGAAGAGAAUAAGACUGCUGCAUCCGGUGGGAUUAUGACAUCUGCGACUCCUGUUUCAUACCCUAUAGGUGUUGUAAUCGAAGUAGGAGAGUCCUGUGCUUCUACAAGGUCUGAGUCUUUUGUAAAGUCCCACAUUACUGGAACACAAGACGCUGUUACAAAUAUAGGGACUCCUGUUAUUUCUUCCUCAGCUCUUAAGACGCCCGAACUUCAACUUAAUAAGACAGAGACAAACAGUGUCAAAAAGCCAGAGGAACAGAAUACUUCGAGUUUGAUGUAUACCGAAUCUCCGGUCUUAAAUAGAAACGCGACCUUACGCAGUGGGCUGAACUUGACUUCCGAUCCAAGAAAAGCAGGAGAAAUUUCCAAAGCUACCCCUGUCUCUCCGAUUGUGGUGGGAUCUCCAUCAAAAUCUAGCUUAGAGAAAACAGCUGCAAAGUCUUCCAAAACAAAAUCUGAGCGUAAACCCAGGCGAACACCUAAAUUUGUAGGAAAAAAGACUUCUAGAAAAGGAAAUUGUGUAAAGGGGGUUACACCUGUUCAACAUUUUCAGAGUGCAGGCAAAGCCAUUGCUAUUAUUCAGAGUUCUGCUUCUUCUAUUCAAAUCACACAAUCUACUGAGAAGCAUCAAAGUCUUCAGGCCCCUGUUCUUAAUUCGUUUGGUACCAUUUCAGCCCCCACGGCUAGUCUACCUGAUCUGAAUUCUUCUGCUCUCUCAAGAAUUUUGUCUCGACCUUUCACUGACUCGCAACAAGUGCAACUACGUGCUCAGAUUUUUGUGUAUGGGGGUCUGAUCCAAGGGACAGCACCCGAUGAAGCUUGUAUGAUAUCUGCAUUUGGUGGUGCAGAUGGUGGGAGAGGCAGUUGGGAGAAAGCAUGGCGUGCUUGUGCUGCAAGGGCUCAGAGAAUGUGCGUUUCUAAUCCUGAAACGCCAUUGCAAUCACGUGCAGGGAAGACAGAGACCCCGUCAAUGAGUCAAACCAGUAGCGAAGUGAGGUCUGCGACAAAACCCAUAACUCCACUCACAUCACCUUUAUGGAGUUUUUCCACUCCACUCGAAGCUUUACAAUCAAGAAGCAUUUCGAGAGGUUCAGCUGCUGCACCAAUGCCUUCUUCAUUGCAUGCUCAUCAAGUUGCACCAGUUACGAAUAUUGGACAUAAUACUGCUUGGAUGUUCCCUCUCCCUUACUCCAACCCUUGGCUUGCUUCUCCGCAGACCAGUGGGUUCCCCGUUUUCCCGAUCACCGAAUCUGUAAAAUUGACCCCCAUAAAAGACUCUGUCGGUAAGCAUGUUCUGAGUGGAACUUCUGGCAAUGUUUUCAAAGGGACACAAACACUUGAGCCAGCCAGUACAAUUGAAGCACCUGCUCAACAUCCCACUGGGAGGAAAUCAAGGAAACGGAAGAAAAUGCCAGUUUCUGUGGAGUCUGGUCCAAGCAUUUUGAAUUCGCUGCAGCAGACAGAAGUAGUUGUCCCACCUCUUGUUUCUUUAUUUACACCUGUACCUAUUACAGCUGCUCCGGAUAGUUUGGCUUCUAACGCAGGCACCCUGCCCAGUGUUGACUCCAUCUCUACGGUCCCUAUGAACCUGUUAUCUACGUUCACCGGUAAGAAUAUGAAAUCGUCUUUGCAGUCCCCAGUUUUUGGUGGUAACCUUGUGUCUGAAGUUGAGCAGAGAUCUGAGUUACCGGUAGAUACCAUUGAUAAACUUAAUGAGGCUAAGCUGCAUGCAGAGGAUGCUUCUGCUCUUGCUACUGCAGCCGUUAGUCACAGCGAAUACGUAUGGAAGCAGAUAGAGCAACAGAGGCUUGCUGGCCUCCAGCCAGAAACUCAAGGCAGAUUAGCUUCCGCUGCUGUUUCCAUAGCUGCUGCUGCUGCAGUGGCGAAGGCUGCAGCUGCUGCCGCUAAUGUUGCAGCUAAUGCGGCACUUCAGGCCAAAUUAAUGGCUGAAGAAGCAUCCCUUCCAAGUGUUUCUUAUCAAGGUAAUGAUGUAAUAACUCAAGGCCAGGGCACCCCUGCUUCUGUCUUGAAGGGUGAAGGUGCAGCGGUCAGCUCCAGUUCGUUCCUUAGUGCUGCGAGAGAGGCGGCUAAGAAGAGGGUCGAGGCUGCCACAGCGGCCACCAAACUAGCUGAAAAUAUGGAUGCCAUUGUUAAGGCAGCAGAACUGGCAUCAGAGGCGGUUUCACAAGCUGGAAUACUUGUUUCAAUGGGCCAUCCUCCAUCACUCAAUAAGCUGGUGGAGUUGGGUCCAAGUAAUUACUGGAGGCAGCCUCAAGAAUCUGAGGAAGUGCAGCCCGUAAAAGUGGGUAUAUUAGAAAAAGAAACUGUGAUUACCAGUGAUAGAGCUUUUGCUAGUCCCAGUACUGCGCAUACUGAGUUGGAUGCCUCUGUGAGAAUGGCAGAUGGUCUAUCCGGUCUAGUUUCUGCUACUGGAAAUAAAACAAAUGGACAGAAGGGUCACGAAAGUGAGCAGAUUAUGAAAACAGCAAACGACGAAUGCAUCAAAGAAGGUUCGCAUGUAGAGGUUUUCAAGGAAGGACCUGAGUUGAGAACUGCAUGGUACUCUGCCAAUGUAUUGAGCUUAGAGGAUGGGAAAGCUUACGUGCUGUUCAGUGACCUUUCUGUAGAACAAGGAACAGAUAAGCUAAAGGAGUGGGUAUCCCUCAAAAGUGAAGGUGAUGAGGCCCCAAAAAUAAGAACCGCUCGUUCUAUUACGGCCCUGCCAUAUGAAGGAACCAGGAAGAGACGUAGAGCUGUCGUUGGGGAUCAUGUUUGGAAAAUUGGGGAUAGGGUAGACUCGUGGGUUCAUGACAGUUGGUUGGAGGGUGUUAUCUUGGAGAAGAACAAAAAAGAUGAAAAUACAGUGACUGUGCAUUUUCCAGCACAAGGAGAGACUUUGAUGAUCAAAGCUUGGAAUCUUCGUCCUUCUCUUGAAUGGAAAGAUGGAAGGUGGAUUGAAUGUUCUACGUCAGGAGAAAAAAUCAGCUCGUCACAUGAGGGUGAUACUCCAAAGGAAAAGCGGCAGAGACUAGGAGCUCCCGCUCCUGUGGCUGAAGGAAAAGACACGAAAAUGAAGAUUGUUGAUGAUCCGGAUUUAGGUAAACCGCCUCAGACUGGUGCUCUUGACCUCGGUGUUUCAGAGCCUACAUUUAACAUCGGGACAAGUACCAGAGAAGAGGGCAAUCCUGGUCCACACCGAAUGAAGAGAACCGGUUUGCAAACGCAGGGAGCAAAAGUGAUUUAUGGAGUCCCUAAACCUGGAAAGAAAAGGAAGUUCAUGGACGUUAGUAAACACUACGUAUCAGAGGCGAGCAAGAAAACUCGAGAUCGGAAGGAACCAGCUAAGCCUGUGAAACCAGUUGUGCCCCAAAAUCCAGGACCAGGGAGCUGGAGACUGCCUUCUAAACCGAGAGAGAAACAGACAACAACAUCGAAGCCCAAGAGUUUCAAAACUGUGGCCAAGACCAAAGAGAAACCGGUUGCUGCAUCUAGGAUAGUUCCCCGCAAGGACUCGCGUAGUACAACAGCCUCAAAUAUGGAAUCUGAAGAUGCCGUUGGACAGAGUAGAGAGAACAAAGAUUCUGCAUCUGGAACAACUUCGUCUUCUCAAGGCCCAGAAAGUUCCUCCUCGAGCACUACUGGUAAAGGGAAAGUGGCUCCUACUGCAGGAAGGUUGGCGAAGAUUGAAGAGGGCAAGACGUUGGCAGAAGCAUCAGAUGGAAUGGAACCACGUAGAUCUGUCCGCAGGAUUCAGCCAACUUCUAGACUACUUGAAGGUCUGCAAUCAUCGAUGAUGGCCUCGAAGAUUCCUUCCAUGUCACACAGUAGAAGUCACCAAAGUCAAAGGAAAAAGUAA